AUGGCCCCCGGUGCAAUCGUAGACAAGGAUGGCGUUAGUACAGGAAAAAAGUUCAAAGAAAUAGCAGCUAAUAUAUUGUACCGGUACCAAAAGAAGAAGGCGGACAAGGGUAAAGCGAAAGGAAAAGAACCUGUUGCAGAAGGGACGCAGCCUGGUGUCGUUAUCUUGAGUGCAACAUAUACUGUUGCCAUUGAAAUUGGGGAUGGACCGGGCAAACGUCAUCAACACAUUGUGCAGCUGGUUAAUGGCAAAGGAUACCCUGAUGCUUCGAAGGACGACACAGUCUCCCUUAUUUUCAUUAACGAUCCACCAGCAAAGGUCUCCGACCAAAAGCAGAUGCAAGACACAAUCGAGAGGCUGAGUACCCACCUCGAGGGCGUAAAGCGGAUCUUGGAAGACGCUGCUGUGGGCGGGCCAAGUAAUAAAGUUGCACAAUUAAGAUAAUUUGAGCAAUGUCUUCGUCUCAUUUAUCUUGUGACAUACAUGCAUCCUUAGUUUCAAAUUAUAAAAUAUUUUGACUUUUUUAGACUCGUAGUUUUUACUAUGCAUCUAGAUAUAUAUUAUGUCUAGAUACAUAGUGAUGCUAUGAAUCUUAAAAUGUCAGAAUGUCAUCUUAUAAUUUGGGACGGAACAUAUAUGUUCCAGCGUUCCC
Molecule: messenger RNA, 652 nt
Organism: Sorghum bicolor (sorghum)
Lineage: Eukaryota; Viridiplantae; Streptophyta; Magnoliopsida; Poales; Poaceae
Exons: 6
Coding region: 1-444 (147 amino acids)
Source: RefSeq, a predicted model, not a curated record